AUGUCACGGUUUGGAUCCAUGCAUGACGAGGAGGACGAGAUCUUGGACGGCGACAACGGUGGCGCUUUCGUCGUACGCAGAGAAUCGGACGAAGACGGGAAUGUGCAUUCCGACUCUCCAAGAACCGCAUUGUUGUCUGCCAUAGACCAAAGCCGAGACAGCCUGAGCAUUGCGGAUCGUAAUAGCCUCAGGCGGCCUAGCAGGCGAGAGCGCGAACGUCGCCGGAGUAGUACAUACCGCGAGCUCCUCAAACUGCUCGUCAGCGAGGACGCUGAGGCCAAGCAGUCUCGUCGGACCCUCGAAGUGGCGCUCGAACGGUUGCAAACUGAAAACCAACGGGCACAACUAGCCGAACAACGAGCCCUCGAAAUGGCUGCACGGUUCAAGCAAGUGAACGACGCGCGGAUCGUUGCACAGCGCGAGGCAGACCGCUUGUCCCAGGAGCUGCGGCUGUACAGAGACCAACUCGAUGUGGCGCAGAAAGAGCUGCUGAAAGGUCAGGACCUCAUGAGGGAUCUGGAGGCACAGAGGGACGAUGCGGAGGCAGUGGCGGCAAGAGCACGUUCUACUGCAAGGCGGUUGAGGGAACAGCAGCUGGUCACUUUGGCACGAGAGGACGGAAGGCGCAUGGGCUACCAGGAGGGGUUGCGGAGAGGCUACGAAGAGGUGGGUGUCACUCCCCCAUCUCGGAUAGAUGCCCGCGUGCCUCCGGGUCGCGCGAUGCAGGGCGAAUACGACGACGAUGGCGAUGAUACUGGGCGCAUUACACCCCCCGGGCAAUAUACAUCUGGUGUAUUGAACCUUCCCUCACCUCCGACUGGUGCUCCUCCUAUUCCACCGUCUGACGUCGAUACGCUCGAUGAUCCCGGCCCUUCAAGACGGCGACAGAACGGAGACUACGCUAACACUGGCGCGCAAGGUUCGCGGUUCAUGGAGAACAUGACCCCAGCGACCAUGGCAUCUAUUCCCCUACCUGAUCGACGUCAGUCAUCUGGCCCUCAGUCCUGGCCACCACCUCCGAGCAGGGACAUCGAUGAGGAAGGCUUCCCUCGACCGAUCCCAAUACGAACUGCGUCGCCAGCGCCACACCAUCCCGACUACAGCAUCCCUCCGGACAACUAUGUACCAUCCGUCGACAGUGACAACUACAUCUCGUUGCCUCCUCCUCAUGAACUGGCCCGUGCACCUCCAGCUAUAGGGCAAGUCGACGAUCCUUCGCGGGGACCACCAGACUCUCGUUCAGGCCCGUCGCAAAGUACAUCCCGAGACUAUGCCUACAGGAGGCCCGCCUCUCCUAGGUCCAUGACGGAGUCGCUUCCGUCGACGAACAUGACGAUUUCCGACUUUGACCUGGUCAGUGCACCACGCACGCGUCCGAGCACUCGCGAGCGCGGGCCCAUCCUCAGCGCUAUCCCUGAGGCUGAAUUCAGCCCGCCUUCAUCCGAUGCACGCGCGAGAGGCGGCGCGAUGCCCGAGCCUGUCACCUUUCCCGUCCCAUCAUCGAGGCCAGAAUCUGGUUACAUGGGCAGCGAUGCUGGAAGGCGUCCCAGUUCGCGGCACUCGAGGCGAGAUGACGUAUCUGCUGCUGGUAGCUCCCGGAGGAGGAAACCGCCGCCCAUUCAGGAUGAGGCACCAGAGAAUGUGCGGCACUCGAAUGCAAGUGUCGCGGAGUGGCUUGAGAAGCAGUCAUCCCCCGAACAUGAACAUCGGGCUUCGCCUAUUCCUGAUCAGCGUUCACGCUACCGACAACCAUACGUGACGGACGUGACGGAGGAAGAUAGGCUUCCGUCGCCGUAUGAGAGACCGCCCUCUUCAGCUACUGGGUCUGCAACGCGGCAUCACAGGUCUAGGUCUGGCUCGUUGAAUCGCCCGUUCGUACCGCCGCCCUUACCACUUGACGACGACAGGAGAGGUGCCUCUCCGGAUGAUUCAAUCGAAAUCAGCAUUCAGCUUCCGUCCGGAACCGCGUCCCAGACAUCACCUGCACAUCCACUCGAGUCGGGCAAGCUGGCUCCAGAUGGUUCUGUACGACGUUCGCGCACGCCGCAACAACAUUUCGUCAUCCCCCCAAUACCAAUGCCUACCUCUCCUAUGAUGAGGGAUGCGCCUUCAAUGAGCACUCUCCAGUCUAUGCCCCAGAUGCCAAGUGGUUUCAUGCCUAUGGGCGCACCUCCGGUUGUGUACAACCAGUCUAUGCCCCCUGCGGCGUACAACCAGUCUAUGCCCCCCUCUGCAGCCUACAGCUCGCCGAGGGCGUCACACCGCCGCUUCUACUCGCAGCCAGAACUUGAGGAGGGACCUGUCGUUCCGAUGAUGCCGUCAAAUUCGUCUUCAGGUUCAAAGGCUAGACCUGCGCGAGGACCUGCCCCUGCACUCACCCGGGCAUCCAGUCGUGCCUCUGGAAGCGUGAGUUACGACGCGCCAGGCUCCCGCUCGAGGACCCCGAACAUACAGCCACCCACGCAUCCCUCGGCGGACUACGUCGCGGCGCCUAGCAGGCCUUACACUCCCACCCAGCCGCAGCAUAUCCCUCCGCCCAGUUCCCCGCGUAUGCGUAUGAUCCCGCCGCCCGCUCCGGCUACCCAGAUCUACCCCGACGGCUCGCGGUGGAGCCCACGCCCGAACGACGCGCCCCUGCCCAUCCCAGGCCCGAGCGAACCCAAGUACAUUCCUGCGCCCAGCUCUCCUCGCAUGGUUCCCCCGCCCGUGCCCGGCGCGUCGAUCUACUCAGGCGGCUCGAGGUGGAGCCCCAAGCCCGGGAACAUGCAGCUCCCCGGGGCGACGUUCAGCCCGCGCUCGUCGACCUCGCGCCUGUCUCUCGCGGGCGGGAACGGCCACCAGCGCAGCCUGAGCCUCAACGCGGGGCUGACGCCCGCGACAACGUCCCGGCCGCUCUCGUUCAAAGGCGCGGUGCCCGAGCUGCGGCGGGUGCCGUCCGCGAGCUCGGUAGGCAGCGCGCAGUCGCGACACUCGGGGUACUCGCACUUCAACCCGAACUCGUACAAGGACGUCGCGUACCUCGCGAGCUCUGAGAACUUGCGCGCUGCCGCCGCGGGGCAAAGCCCGGGGACGUGGGCGAAUACGAGGCAGAACGUGAGCGUGCAGAUGGGCCCCGGCGACCCGCAUGUGCGUAGUUCGAGUGCGCUGAGCUAUGUGAGCUCGAGUCGGGUUGGGUAG
Messenger RNA from Rhodofomes roseus, 3177 nucleotides. RefSeq lists its product as uncharacterized. The coding region runs from base 1 to 3177 and encodes 1058 amino acids. The transcript is spliced from 4 exons. NCBI's taxonomy places the organism in Eukaryota, Fungi, Basidiomycota, Agaricomycetes, Polyporales, Fomitopsidaceae. The record is from RefSeq and is a predicted model, not a curated record.